Messenger RNA from Sphenostylis stenocarpa, 504 nucleotides. The record is from the annotation of a GenBank genome assembly. Lineage: Eukaryota; Viridiplantae; Streptophyta; Magnoliopsida; Fabales; Fabaceae.
AUGGAUGGUUUUUCUGUGUUUCGCUUUUUCGUUUGUCGAAGCGCAAAAGCGUGUUGCCGCGGAGAAAUUCGUGUUACUUCAGAAUGUGAAGUGGGAAGCCUUAAAAGAAGAAAAAACAGGACACGGAAAAAACAAGUCCUGGAAAGAGUGAAGGAAUGUAAGGAAAAAGUGGCUUCAGGGAAGACUGUGGAAAAGGGUUUAACAGAAGAGAAGGGUCUAAAUUCUGCUAAGAUGAUUGAGUUUCUGAUUGGAUUGGGAUUAACGGGCUUUGGUAUAGUUUUUUCAUUCCUUGGUGUUAUCUUCUUCUUUGACAAGGGCUUGCUAGCAAUGGGCAAUAUCCUCUUUGUUUCUGGAGUAUCCCUAACCAUUGGACUUAAAUCCACCAUGCAAUUCUUCAUGAAACGUAGUAAUUUCAAGGGAACCAUUUCUUUUGGUAUUGGAUUCUUUAUUCUUCUCUUGGGGUGGCCUAUUCUUGGCAUGAUUGUGGAGUCUUAUGGAUUCAUC